Messenger RNA from Haemonchus placei, 996 nucleotides. Lineage: Eukaryota; Metazoa; Nematoda; Chromadorea; Rhabditida; Trichostrongylidae. The record is from the annotation of a GenBank genome assembly.
AUGACGUCGUGUGAGUUGGCAAAGUUCGACGAUUUGAAGAAGAUAGGAGAAGGAACAUAUGGUGUCGUAUUCAAAGGGAAGCAUAAACGAUCUGGAAAACAAGUAGCUCUGAAGAAAAUAAGCCUUGACCGGGACAAUGAAGGUGUACCAAGCACAUGCAUAAGAGAGAUUUGUUUGUUGAAGGAUUUAAAUCAUCGAAAUAUUGUACGACUUUAUGAUGUGAUUCACUCGGGUAUGCAGUUGUAUCUAGUGUUUGAGUUUAUCGACCGUGAUCUGAAAUCACUUUUGGACAGCUUACCUGGAAAAAGACUCCCUGCGGAACAUGCAAAGAGCUUUUUGUGGCAGCUGCUUCAGGCUCUUGCUUAUUGUCAUACACGCAGGGUCUUACAUCGGGACUUGAAACCGCAGAACCUUCUUGUUGAUAACAGCGGUGUGAUUAAAUUGGCCGAUUUCGGACUUGCUAGGAAUUUUUCCAUUCCCAGUCGUGUAUAUACUCAUGAGGUUGUCACAUUAUGGUACCGAGCACCAGAGAUAUUAUUGGGAGGUCGUUACUACUCUACCGCUAUCGAUGUGUGGAGCCUGGGUUGUAUAUUCUCCGAGAUGGUCUCCGGUAAUCCACUAUUUGCCGGUGAUUCCGAGAUUGAUCAGCUGUUCCGUAUAUUCAAAAUCCUCGGAACACCUACUCCAGAAGUUUGGGCUGGUGUAGAAAAGUUGCAAGACUACAAGAGAUCAUUUCCGAAAUGGACCUAUAACGAGAAGGCUCUAGUUGAAGCAACAUCUCCUAUGACAGAUGAUGGGAUCGAUCUUCUCAAAGAGAUGCUGCGUUAUGCUCCCGAAAACAGAAUCACAGCAAAAGCAGCACUGGGGCAUAGAUUCCUUCGCGACGUAGUGCUGCAGCCGCCAGAAAUCACGCCGUUGCUUCAUGCACCGUCAAAGUCCACCGUCGCUUCUGCGACCGAACAAACUAUGGAGACGCAUCAACAGCACGAACUCUGA